AUGACAAAAGUGUUUUCAAGAAACUCCAUUGAAGAUAGCUGGAGGUUUCUGUGCAAGCUCCUGGAUCAAGCCGUAAUUGCUGAAGGAGUUCAGCUGUGUCUUGAAGGUGUAGAUCCGAAGGUUUUUGGAUUUGAGAAAUUGUUGAAGGGAGUUCAACAUUGGAACCCAAGCACUAGUCGGCUGAAAUGUGUUUUCAGUGCAGAUGAAGCUUGUAAUUCUUGUGUGUUAACUCUUAUAACUGUUCUAAUGGAGAUGUUCAGAGAAGGAGGUUCUACAUCUCGACCCCCAAUGCUUGAAGGGGCAAAUUAUCCUUACUGGAAGACCAAAAUGUGUGCAUUCUUGAGAGCUGUAGAUGAACGAGUGUGGAUGGCUGUUGAAGAUGGAUGGAAGUGUCCAACAGUUGUUGAAGAUGAGGUUGUUAAGCCUAAGCAAAUGAGUCUGUGGACUGCAGAAGAGAUGGAAAUGGCCAAUUUUAAUUCAAAGGCUAUGCAUGCUCUUUUCAAUGCAGUUUCUACAAAUCAGCUGAAAGUCAUAGCAAAUUGCGAAAUUUCCAAAGAAGCUUGGGAAAAACUGAGAAUAAAGAAUGAAGGAACUGAUGCUGUAAAGAAAUCCAGACUAAGGACUUUGGCAAAAUCAUUUGAAAAUCUGUCUAUGGAAGAAGAAGAAACUGUAGCGGAGUUCCAUGCCAAAUUGUGCGAUAUCUCGAAUGAAUCGUAUGCACUUGGAAAGACUUAUUCGAAUGCAAAACUGGUUCGCAAGGUUCUUGGUGUUCUGCCUCGGAAGUUCAUGUCAAAGAAAGGCAAGAAGCAGAAAGAUCCUGAAAAGGAAAAAGCUGAUAAUAGUCUUGCAUUUGUGCAUAAAGAGGAAAAGAAGUUGAUCUCAGGUGCAUCUGAGGGGUUCACUGAUGAAACUUUAGCGCUGCUGACCCAGAAUUAUGCUAAGUACUUGAAGAAGAAUUACAAGAAAAACUUUCCAGGAGGAAAAGAGAAUGGUCUCAGAAGAAACUUUGGUGGAAACAAUAAGCAAACUCAGCAAUUUGGCGACAAGAAAAACAGGGGGAUAAGGUGUCGAGAAUGUGACGGAUUUGGACAUAUUCAAGCUGAGUGUGCCAACACUCUUAAGAAAAAGAAAGCCUUGGAAGCUGCAUGGAGUGAUAGUGAUGAAGAGAAGAGCUCCACCUCAAGUGACAAGUCUGAUGAAGAGAAACAGGUGGUGGCUUUUGUGGCAAAGAGUCAUCAAUCAAUGUGUUCAGAGGAAGACGAAAACUCAAGCUCAACAGAUGAGGACAGCGAUGGGAGACAGCAUGCAUAUGAGGAAAUGUUCGCUCAAUGGGAGUAUAUGGCUAAAAAAAUCAAAGGUCUCACUAGUGCCAAACAACAACUUGAAUCUAAGAAGGAUGAGUUGGAGGACACUGUUAAGAAGCUCACAAAACAGCUUGAUGGGAAGGACAGUCAGAUUUACAAACUGACUGCAGAGUUAAUAAGGGCUAAACAAUCUCUUGAGUUUAUCCCUCCAGGAACUGCUGCAAUUAACCACACCUUGCAGUUACAAAAACCUUAUGGAGAUCGAACAUCCAUUGGGUACAAAAUGCUUUACAAGAAAGGGGAGAAUUUAGGAAUUAAAGAUCCCUCUUCGUCCAAGAACAAGGAAGAUAAGACCCCUGAUGACUCAGUGCACAAUACUUUUAGUUCUGGUUUCCCAGAUUCCACUAAACGAAUCAGUGUCUCAUCUAGACCCACCAAGUUGAUUUUCGAAGGAAGGAAGCCUAUCCUGGAUGGUCAGAUUCAACAAGAAAGAUUUGUUCCUGUUUGUCAUUUUUGUAACAAAAGAGGACAUAUUAGACCCAGAUGCUACAAGUUGCAGGCAUAUUUGAAAGCUAUGAUCGAUCGUCCGAAUAGCUUUCCGCAAUUGAAUCGAUUUACAGGAAGGUUGUCAUCUAGUGAGUGGAGACCUAAGUCUGAUCUUAACAAGAGUGUUGCAUUAGUUUCCCACACCUCUCUUUCAGCUUUUCAAGAAGACCAAUGGUACUUCGACAGUGGAUGUUCUCGCCAUAUGACCGGCAACAGAAAUGUGUUGGUAAACUAUAAAGAAGGAAAGGAGGGAGCUGUGACUUUUGGUGAUGGGAACAAGGGUCAGAUAUUUGGAAAAGGUGAUCUGGUGCUAAACAGAGUCGCUCCAUUGACUGAGGUGCUGUACGUCAAAGGGCUGAAGGCAAAUCUUAUUAGCAUCAGCCAACUCUGUGACAAUGACUUCACUGUAAGUUUCUCUAAAACUCACUGUUUUGUUGUGACUAAUGGGUGCUCAGUCUUGACAGGUAAUAGAACCAGUGACAACUGCUAUGCACUCAGCAAUCAAGUCGUAUGCAACAGAUCUUUUCUUGAUAAGCCUGACCUGUGGCACUAUAGACUGGGGCACUUGAAUUUUAGAGACUUGAAGCAAAUUGUGAAAUUACAAGCUGUUCGAGGGAUCCCAGAGAUGAAAGUCACCAGAGAUAGGCUAUGUGGACCUUGCCAACUGGGAAAACAGAUAAAAGCAUCACAUCCUCCUGUAAAAAUGCUUCUCACCUCUCGUGUGCUGGAGUUGAUUCAUGUGGAUUUAAUGGGACCCAUGCAGAAUGAAAGUCUAAGUGGUAAACGGUUUGUCAUGGUUCUUGUUGAUGAUUACUCUAGGUAUACUUGGGUAGAUUUCCUCAAAGAAAAGUCAGACACUUUUGGUCUUUUUUCAGCCUUGGUUCCCAGACUCCAGAAUGAAAAGGAAUCUAAAAUUGGGAAAGUCUAUCGACUUCGAAGUGGCCAUGGAAAGAAGUUUGAAAACACUGUGUUCUCCGAUUUCUGCGAUCAGUUAGGAAUAAAACAUGAGUUUUCAGCUCCAAAAACCCCUCAACAGAAUGGGGUUCUUGAGAGGAAGAACAGGACCUUACAGGAAAUGGCUCGGGUAAUGAUGCAGGCUAAGGACAUUUCUAAGCGUUUUUGGGCUGAAGCAAUUAAUACAGCCUGUUAUAUCUGCAAUCGGGUCCAUCUGAGAACUGGCACGACACAGACUGCCUAUGAGCUUUGGAAAGGAAGGAAUCCUAAUGUCAGUCAUAUGCACAUUUUUGGGUGUGUGUGCUAUGUCCUAAAUGAUCGAGAACAUUUAGGAAAAUUUGAUCCAAGGAGUGAUGAAGGAGUAUUUCUUGGGUAUUCGCUUAACAGUCGUGCCUAUCGUGUGUUCAACAAAAGAACUCAUUCAGUGGUUGAGUCCAUCAAUGUGCGAUUUGAUGACUUGGAAAAUUCUGAAGAACCAUUGGCAGAUGAUGACACUCCAGUCUUGACUACACAUGUUCCAGUCACAGCUAGCCAAACUCAAAUGGUUCCUGAUCCUCCAUCUGGCUCCAUUCAUACCGAACCAACUGCAUCAGAGGUACACGAAGCUGGUCCUAGCGGCUCACAGUGUGAUGAGGAAGCUACCAGUGUUCUGCAAAAGGAAUCUCAACAUGCAAAACUGUAUAAAAAUGGACCCCCUUCCUGGAUUCAGAAGGCUCAUCCCCCUGAUAUUGUUAUUGGAAAUCCAAAUGCUACCAUGGUCACCAGAAGAAAAUUACAAAAUCUGAUUGCUUUCGCCUGUUACUUAUCUCAGAUUGAACCAAAAAGUGCCAAGGAUGCUCUUUCAGAUGAGUUCUAG
Molecule: messenger RNA, 3660 nt
Organism: Humulus lupulus (European hop)
Lineage: Eukaryota; Viridiplantae; Streptophyta; Magnoliopsida; Rosales; Cannabaceae
Exons: 5
Coding region: 1-3660 (1219 amino acids)
Biological process (GO): DNA integration
Molecular function (GO): zinc ion binding; nucleic acid binding
Source: RefSeq, a predicted model, not a curated record